Harmonia axyridis is the source of this 3076-nucleotide messenger RNA. RefSeq lists its product as uncharacterized. The record is from RefSeq and is a predicted model, not a curated record. Lineage: Eukaryota; Metazoa; Arthropoda; Insecta; Coleoptera; Coccinellidae. The transcript has 16 exons. The coding region runs from base 1 to 3006 and encodes 1001 amino acids. Gene Ontology annotation, molecular function: monooxygenase activity; oxidoreductase activity, acting on paired donors, with incorporation or reduction of molecular oxygen; heme binding.
AUGGUUACGACGCUGCUCGGUAUCUUCCUUUUUCUCUUGGUGUUCCUUAGGCAGUGUUUGGGGAAAAACCGUAGGAUAUUGAAGAGAGUGCCUGGACCACAGGGGUAUCCCUUCAUAGGGAACGUACCCGAGAUCUUCUACAAGAGUCCAGGUGAUCUCUUCACAAUAGUAAGAACCUUCUCAACAAAAUACUCAAUCUAUAGACUAACUUUGGGCCACGUAGACAUAAUAAAUUUAGUAAAUCCUGAAGAUAUUGAGCAAGUCCUCACUGGAUACCAACACCUUUCGAAAAGUAAACUAUACUCCUACUUCAACUCCUGGCUGGGUACUGGCUUGCUGACGAGUACAGGGGAAAAAUGGCACCAUCGGAGAAAACUGCUGACACCUGCUUUCCAUUUUAUGAUACUCCAACAGUUCUUUGUGAUUUUCAAGGAGGAGACGCAAAAGGUUUAUGAAAAGAUUGAAAAAGCCAUGGAGGAAGAUAGUGUUAUUGACAUCAUGCCUGUUGUAACGCAGUUCACACUUGAGACUAUUGGGGAAACAGCAAUGGGAUUUAAGAAUCUAGACGACACCUUCCUGAACAUCUACAAGAACAACGUCCUCCAGAUGGGUAAGAUCGUGAUCAAUCGCGUCAUAAGACCCUGGUGUGAUGAGGAUUUCGUGUACAGACUCACCAGCUACUACAAAGAGGAGAAGCGGGUUGCCAAGAGUCUUCACAACUUCUCUAAGACCGUGAUAGAACGAAGGAAACAGACCUUUCUCGAAGAGGGACAGUUUAGUGGAAAAAGAAAGAGACUGUUAGACAUCCUGCUGCAGGCCAAGGAAGAGGGUGCUGAUAUCGACGAUGAUGGUAUCAGAGAAGAGGUGGACACUUUCAUGUUCGAGGGACAUGACACAACUGCAGCUGCUCUUUCCUUGAUAUUGAUGCUAUUGGCAAAUAAUCCUGAACACCAGGAAAAAGCUGUAGCGGAAAUUUUGGAAGCCAUCGGACCAGAUUCCGACUUGGCCUACCCCGACACCCAGAAGUUUCCUUACCUGGAGCGCUGCAUCAAGGAAGGUCUGCGUCUGUACCCCAGCGUACCGAUGAUAUCCAGAACAGCUGGAUGCGACUACGUGACGUCAACAGGGUAUCGGAUACCUGCCGGUACAACGCUUCACUUGCACAUAUUCGAUUUGCACCGGAAACCGUACAUCUAUCCGGAUCCGGAUCUGUUCGAUCCGGAUCGGUUCUUGAAGGAAAACUGCUCCCUUAGACACCCAUUCGCCUACAUUCCUUUCAGUGCUGGGCCCAGGAACUGCAUAGGUCAAAAAUUCGCCAUGUUGGAAUUAAAGACGUUUUUGGUUGGCAUAAUGAGAAAAUUCAGAAUGGAAGCAGUGACCAAACAGAACGACUUCGAGCUAGAAACAGAUUUUGUAUUGAAAACUUCCCAUCCGAUUAAAAUAAGAUUCAUCAAAAGACUGGGAUCAAACCCAGUUCAGAAGAGAAAGUGUGAAAUGAGUUCGAUUUCCUUUUUAGAAAAAAUGCUCCCCUCAGUGAAAUUAGGGAUCUGGAUGGCGUUCUUCACACUUUUGUUGUUAAUUGGAAAAAUGCUAUACCGACAUCUUCGAGACAUCCUCGUCUUGCUGGAGAUACCAGCACCCCCAGCGAAACCGAUUAUAGGCUUGGGCACUGAAUUCUUCGGUGUGUCUCAAGAAGAGAUAUUCCGAAAAUUUCGAGAAUACUCCAAGCAGUUUCGACCUGUCUACAGGUUGCCUCUCUUUCAUAUACAAGCUAUUAAUUUAAUCAAUUCCGGAGAUAUCGAGCAAGUUUUAUCCAGUUACAACCACUUGAAGAAAAGCAUGACCUAUGAUUUUCUCAAUAAAUGGCUUGGUACAGGUCUUCUAACUAGCAGUGGUGAAAAGUGGCACGCUAGGAGAAAACUCUUGACUCCAACUUUUCACUUCAAGAUACUACAGGACUUCUUGAUAGCGUUCAAUGAAGAAACAAAUAAGUUCGUUGAGAAAAUAAAUGGCUGCUUAGAUGAUGCUGGGGUUGAUAUUUCGAAAUUCAUUGAUAAUCUUACACUUCAGGCUGUUGGUGAAACCGCUAUGGGUUUAGAAUUGGUCGACGAAGGCAUCAUGAUAGAUUACCGGCAAAAUCUAAGAAAAAUGGGAAAAAUCAUAAUAGAGCGCAUUACAAAAUUUUUUUAUAGAUUUGACUUUAUUUAUCGUUGGACUGACUUGGCUCAUGAAGAAAAAGUGGUCACACAGAGUCUCCAUCGCUUUUCCGAAACAGUUAUCAGAAGGAGAAAAGUUAUGAGAAGAGGAAGCACGAUAGAAAGAAAGAGGUUGGCCAUGUUGGAUCUCCUUUUACAGUAUAAGGAAGAAGGAGCUGAUAUCGAUGAUUUAGGAAUCAGAGAAGAAGUAGACACAUUUUUAUUCGAAGGACAUGACACCACUUCAAUUGCUUUAUCCAUGCUGAUCCUAUUACUCGCAAAUCACAAAGAAGUACAGGAAAGAGUAAUUGAAGAAAUUGACCAAGUUUUGGGAAAAAAAGCCAAGAACCCUACACAUGAAGAUCUACCAAAACUUGAAUACUUAGAAUGCUGCAUCAAGGAGACGUUGAGGCUAUAUCCUAGCGUCCCUUCUAUUGGGCGAAUAGCUGGUGAAGAUUUCACUACAACGACAGGUUAUCGUAUACCAAAAGGAACAAUAAUGUUAAUACAAAUAUACGAUUUACAUCGAGAUGCCUCUGUGUUCCCAGAACCAGAGAAAUUCAAUCCUGACAGAUUCAAACCAGAGAACACUAUGAAUCGAAAUUCUUUUGCCUAUAUUCCUUUCAGUGCUGGACCACGGAAUUGUAUCGGUCAAAAAUUUGCGAUGUGGGAAAUGAAAGCCGUGAUGUGUGGGUUGUUACAACAUUUCAAGUUAGCACCUAUAGAUACGCCAAUGGGUAUCAAGUUCUAUACGGACCUUAUAUUACGAACGAAUUGCCCGAUCAAGGUGAAAUUCAUCAAGAGGCAAUGAUGAUGUUAUUAGUGCAAAAUAAUUGUUGUUUUGGAAUUGUAUCAGUUGCGAAUAAAUAAUUUUGAAAUAA